Messenger RNA from Amoebophrya sp. A120, 2765 nucleotides. NCBI's taxonomy places the organism in Eukaryota, Dinophyceae, Syndiniales, Amoebophryaceae. The record is from the annotation of a GenBank genome assembly.
AGUGUCAGUGACUCACCGUGUACUUUUCUUAGCAGUGUGUCGUCCUGAGCCUUACUACUUACAACCUUUUUGCCGUAGACGAAAUUUGCUCGAUAAAAAGUUGUAGAAGAAGUGAAACUUACUAGCAUGGUGCUAUCGUGUCGUGGUCCAGCGGAUGAACAAUAAGAGCGCUACCACAACGACCUGCUCGAGAGCCUUUUUGUUUGUUGUAUUCCUAGUUGUACAACUACAACUCUUGAUCUUUCUUGUUUCUCAAAAGAAUGUUCACCUCCGUGAAACCGACGGGUGGUCCGUUUCCGUGGAACAAGAAGUGAAAGAUAAACAUUCAUCAUCAAAUUGUCCAAGAGAAAGCUGCUAUGUCCACCCUGGUCGAUGAAGAGUCUGUACAGCAGCUCUGUUGAGCGUGUGGCCCGGCCCUUGUGCAAUAAUUCCUCCUCGUAUCUUCAACACCAGCAGCUCCAGGCGACCAAAAACCAGUAUAAUCAUCACCAUCGGAUAGUCCGGCUGAACAACCGCUUUUUGUUUCAUCAUCCGCACAAGAAGAACUACAGUUUCAUCGUGGGUCGUGGGCGAUCAACGUCCUCGAGGGGCUUGUUCUUGGCUAUCACAGCUACAGCAACGACGCUCCUUGAUUUCGUCUUUCCUCCCUGUUUGUCCUCCAAUAUGAACUUGCUGCAGCGCGCCGCCGCUUUCUCCGGCGGUGGAACCACUGCAGCUAGCGGCACCGGCGAUUAUACUAGCACAACCGAUGGGACGGCGACGAGCAGCUCUCGUCGAGCAGGAUCCGGAACUACAAACUACCCGGAGCCCGGAAACUGCACACUGACGGACGCUUACAACUUCGUGCGGGGGCACUACACGGACAGCUCACAGGUGGUGCCCAGAUUUCAGAACAGCGAGUCCAACCUGUCCCAAGCGAGUCUAAACCGCAGGAUGCUGCAGAUGCUGGAGCUGCAACGGGGACAGACGAUUGCGGAUCUGGGGUCUGGAUGCGGGAUUACGGCCAUAUGGAAUGUAAAAAUGUCUGGGUCUGGAAGGGUGCAACUUGUGAUGCUGCAUUUGGAUGCUAAAAAAACCUGUAUUGCAUGAACAGGAAAAGAGGUCCACUUGUUGCUACGCAAAGAGGGGAUUUCUCAUGCGGUAGGAGCAUCAGAAAGCUCUCGCAGAAUCUGUGAUGCCAGGCAUGCAUCACAGACAUCAUGCCUUAUGGAAAAUAUGCAUGACAAACCUUGUACUCAUCCAGACCCAGACGUUUUUGCAUUUGAUAGGCCAACACGUUUGCGUAUUUCGGCUGCAGCGUCGUCGAUGGGUUUGAGUACCACAAAAAGUCACUAUGAAGAGAGUGCACAAGAACGGCUCUGUAGUGUCGUCCUGCGUAUUUGAAAACAAGAGGAGGACCUCCAGUGGCAGAAAUACAUCGCGGUACUAGCCUCAAGAUGAAUGGGAUUCCAUUCUAUCUAUACCAGAAAAACCAGCCCAUGUCUGGAUGCUGGUAGGGAUCUUCAGUGGGUUCAUCUACUUCGUGCUGCUACUUGUCAUGCCGAAGAAUUCUACAAGUACAAUGCUGUAGUGGAUGCUGGUAAAAAUUGGUGUCUUUACAUGACAAAUUAGGAAGACGAGGGAGGGAAGCCGUUGUGCACUUCUGGCAUAACCCACCGAGAUAUCUGCUGACUUUGCGAAAAACAAGUUGCGACUGCACGAAAUCGCGCCGAACGUCGUGCAGUUGCCGAGCUAUUACUCUGGGGUAUGAACUCAAAAGUAUCGUAUUCGUAUCAAUGCAUGACAAAUUUCCUCAGCAUGGGAAAUAAAAUUUGUCAUGCGGAUUUACCGUAAGAAAAAAAUUUGUAAUGCAUGACUGCAAUUACUUCGAGUACGAUAGUUUUGCACAGGAUACGGGGCGGUGAAUGACAAUCUGCCGACGGGGAAAAAGUACGACCGAUUGCACGGGGGGUACAUGAUGAGCGAGAAGAACGCGAAGAAAUAUGCAAUGAACAACCUGUAUGCAUCUCAAAUAUGUCUGGGUCUGGAGAAGUGGAACUUGUGUUGCAUGUCUUGCAUUCCUGAAAAAUCUGUAUUGCACAUCCAGCAAGUUGUAGAAAGGCGCCACUUUGUCGUCAUGCAAAAACGGAGCUUGUCAUGACAUGUGUGAGCGUGCUAUGCAGCAGACGGCGUCAAGUAAACUUGUCAUGCUUGGCUGCACUUGAAAGCGCCAGUCUUAUCUAUACUUUAGCAUCACAAGUCUCAAGACCCAGACAUAUUUACACUUGAUGAUCUGAAUCCAGACGGCAUCGCGGUGCUGAACGUCGGGGACACGAGUGGGUACGAGGGCGACGUGUUCAUUUUCAAGAAGUCCAGUAUGAGAGUGUCAGGAUUGAAAUCGUCAAAGUUCAAGUUGAAAUAGUUUGUCACGCAUAAGAUGCAGCCUACAAAGUGCCUGUCUUGCAGAGUAGACAAGUGAGGCAGAUUGUAAGCCUGUUGAGAAGUAGAAACUGUAACUGAGCUGCUAAAGUAGCAUGACAAAAGGCGUCCUCCUUACCCAAACAGGACGACAAACUGGAUUUCGGCCUUACUCAGAGUUGUCAUGCACCACUUAGAAUCUGGGUUACAAUUUUCAUCCAUUUUAUGCAUUGCAAGCUAUUUCACCUUCGUCGAUUUCAAUCCUGACACAUCCAUAUCCAGCGACGGGACCACGAUCGAAACCAUACCGACCUACAUCGGCGUCAUUUUCCAGCCGGAUGCGAAGCCUUAAGGGGCGCGAUCGAUGA